This is a messenger RNA of Naegleria fowleri, 768 nucleotides long. RefSeq lists its product as uncharacterized. The record is from RefSeq and is a predicted model, not a curated record. The coding region runs from base 1 to 768 and encodes 255 amino acids. The transcript has 2 exons. Lineage: Eukaryota; Heterolobosea; Eutetramitea; Acrasida; Naegleriidae.
AUGGGUACUUUAUUUGAUCCCAAAUAUCAUAAGAGUAAGGACAUUCUUGAACCUAUUCUCUAUACCAUUGAUUACAAACCAUCCAAAUUAGCAGCAGUUGGAGAGACUAUUGUGAGCUUUUUCAAGAGCUUUACAAAAUCAACACCCAAUGAAAAGGAUUUGAAUGACCUAUUUUGGAAAAUAUGUUCUCAAUUACAAAGAGAGGAUUUAAAUAUUGUGAAAAAUAUCAUUGUUGCUCCACCAACAGUAAUCUCCUCAGCAACAACAACAAGUAGUAGUGCAUCUCAACCACCACUCGAUCAUGAAAAAACAAUCAUUUCAACCUUCCUUUCAAGUGAACUUGCGAAACCACUUCCUUUACCACCCUCUCAGAAAAUGUCAACGACAUGGCAAUCAGACACUAUUAAUAGUGGUAGUAGUAGUAGUAGUAGUAGUAGCACGAAUAUCACAAGUGCAAAGCAAGCACAACAGCAACCAAGAAAUGUUGUUGAUAAGAGAGAGCUUUUACUUGGACCACAGAAUGAUAAUACAAUGUUCAAUGAACAAAGAAUGUUAGGUUCAGAUAGUGCAUCCAUGAAAAGAUCUGAAUUAAAUCAAAGAUUGGAAGAAACAAAACAACAAAUGCAAGAAAAUUUAAGAAAAUUGAAUGAACGUGAAGAGAAAUUAAGAGAAAUUAAGGAAAAAACAAAUGAACUAAGUUCAGCAGCCAAGUCAUUUGGAGCGAAUGCUCAAAAGUUGACAGAGAAAUCAAAAGGAUUCUGGUUCUAA